This is a messenger RNA of Ornithorhynchus anatinus (platypus), 6292 nucleotides long. It is a transcript of the gene PUM2, whose product is annotated as pumilio RNA binding family member 2. The transcript has 21 exons. The record is from RefSeq and is a predicted model, not a curated record. NCBI's taxonomy places the organism in Eukaryota, Metazoa, Chordata, Mammalia, Monotremata, Ornithorhynchidae. The coding region runs from base 135 to 3350 and encodes 1071 amino acids. Gene Ontology annotation, biological process: regulation of mRNA stability; miRNA processing. Gene Ontology annotation, molecular function: mRNA 3'-UTR binding. Gene Ontology annotation, cellular component: cytoplasm; cytosol.
GAGGGAGGGAGGAGAAGGAAGAGGAAGAGAAGACGACGACGACCGGAGCCCACGCCGCCGCCGUCGCUCCGGCCUUCCGUCUCCCCGGGGGGAGGCCGACCUGCCGCGGGAGCCCCGUUUGAUCUGUGGAUGAAAUGAAUCAUGAUUUUCAAGCUCUUGCAUUAGAAUCUCGGGGAAUGGGAGAGCUCCUACCUACCAAAAAGUUUUGGGAACCUGAUGAUUCGACAAAAGAUGGACAAAAAGGCAUAUUUCUUGGGGAUGACGAAUGGAGAGAGACUGCAUGGGGAACUUCUCACCAUUCUAUGUCCCAGCCUAUUAUGGUCCAGAGAAGACCCGGACAAGGUUUUCAUGGAAACAGUGAAGUGAACGCUAUACUGUCUCCUCGCUCGGAAAGUGGAGGCCUUGGAGUGAGCAUGGUAGAAUAUGUGUUAAGUUCCUCUCCUGCAGACAAAUUGGAUUCUCGAUUUAGGAAAGGAGCUUUUGGCACUAGAGAUGCUGAAACAGAUGGACCUGAGAAAGGCGAUCAAAAAGGCAAGGCUUCUCCAUUUGAGGAGGACAAAAACAGAGAUCUUAAACAAGGAGAUGAUGAUGAUGUUUCUAAAAUAAAUGGCAGAGGUUUGCCAAAUGGAAUGGAUGCCGAUUGCAAAGAUUUUAAUCGUACCCCUGGAAGCCGUCAAGCCUCUCCCACUGAAGUAGCUGAGCGCCUGGGCCCGAAUUCUAAUCCUCCAGAAGGGCUAGGCCCCCUGUCCAAUCCUGCGGCGAACAAGCCCCUGGUGGAAGAAUUUCCUAAUCCCGAAACCCCAAAUCUGGAUGCCAUGGAACAAGUCGGUCUGGAUUCCUUACAGUUUGACUAUCCUGGGAAUCAGGUCCCGAUGGACUCUUCGGGAGCCACUGUAGGGCUUUUGGACUACAGUUCCCAGCAGCAGCUCUUUCAGCGGUCGAAUGCUCUAACAGUCCAACAGUUAACUGCAGCCCAGCAGCAGCAGUACGCAUUAGCUGCCGCCCAGCAACCCCACAUAGCAGGUGUGUUUUCAGCAGGCCUGGCUCCAGCUGCAUUUGUGCCAAACCCAUAUAUUAUCAGCGCGGCUCCUCCAGGAACUGAUCCGUACACUGCAGCAGGAUUGGCUGCAGCAGCGACGUUAGCAGGUCCUGCUGUAGUUCCUCCUCAGUAUUACGGUGUUCCCUGGGGGGUGUAUCCAGCCAACUUGUUUCAACAGCAGGCUGCAGCAGCAGCAAACAGUACAGCAAAUCAGCAGGCAGCCUCGCAAGCACAACAGGGACAGCAACAGGUUCUGCGUGCUGGAGCCAGUCAGCGUCCUCUUACUCCCAAUCAGGGUCAGCAAGGGCAACAAGCAGAAUCACUUGCAGCAGCUGCCGCAGCAAAUCCAGCUUUGGCUUUUGGUCAGGGCCUUGCUACAGGCAUGCCAGGCUAUCAAGUGCUAGCCCCCACCGCCUAUUACGAUCAGACUGGUGCCUUAGUGGUAGGCCCUGGGGCGAGAACGGGCCUUGGAGCGCCAGUCCGAUUAGUGGCUUCAACCCCUGUUCUCAUCAGCUCAGCAGCUGCACAAGCCGCAGCUUCAGCCGGAGGAACGGCCAACAGUCUCACCGGAGCCACAAAUGGCCUCUUCCGGCCGCUGGGCCAGCCGCCGCCACCCCCGCCGCAGCAGCAGCAGCAACCGCCGCCGCAGCCAAAUAGUAACCUUCCGUCUAAUUCGUUUUACGGGAGUAACUCUCUGACCAACAGCUCUCAGAGCAGCUCCUUGUUUUCCCAUGGGCCUGGCCAACCUGGAAGCGCAUCCCUUGGCUUUGGAAGUAGCAGCUCCUUGGGAGCGGCUAUUGGCUCAGCCCUUGGUGGAUUUGGCUCGUCAGUUGGCAGUUCUGCAAGUAGUAGUGCCACAAGGAGAGAUUCUCUGUCUACUAGCUCUGACUUGUACAAAAGAUCUAGUAGCAGCCUAGCACCCAUAGGGCAGCCAUUUUACAAUAGUCUGGGAUUUUCCUCCUCUCCAAGCCCAAUAGGCAUGCCUCUGCCAAGCCAAACUCCAGGACAUUCACUUACGCCACCGCCAUCACUUUCAUCACAUGGAUCCUCAUCCAGUUUGCAUUUAGGAGGCCUGACAAAUGGCAGCGGCCGCUAUAUCUCUGCAGCCCCGGGAGCGGAAGCAAAAUAUCGGAGUGCCUCAAGCACAUCGAGCCUCUUUAGCUCCAGCAGCCAGCUCUUCCCUCCUUCUCGGCUUCGCUAUAGUAGGUCCGAUAUCAUGCCUUCUGGGCGCAGUAGAUUGCUGGAAGAUUUCAGGAACAAUCGCUUCCCGAACCUGCAGCUGAGAGAUCUCGUUGGACACAUCGUUGAGUUUUCUCAAGAUCAGCACGGUUCUAGAUUUAUACAGCAGAAGCUUGAACGAGCUACUCCAGCUGAGCGGCAGAUGGUAUUUAAUGAAAUUUUACAGGCAGCCUAUCAAUUGAUGACCGAUGUUUUUGGGAACUAUGUAAUCCAGAAGUUUUUUGAGUUUGGGAGCCUGGAUCAGAAACUAGCUUUAGCCACCCGCAUACGUGGCCACGUCCUGCCACUAGCUUUACAGAUGUACGGCUGUCGUGUUAUUCAGAAAGCCCUGGAAUCUAUUUCGCCUGACCAGCAGGUAAUUAACGAAAUGGUAAAAGAAUUGGAUGGCCAUGUUCUUAAAUGUGUGAAAGAUCAAAAUGGAAACCAUGUGGUACAAAAAUGCAUCGAGUGUGUCCAACCCCAGUCGUUGCAGUUCAUUAUCGAUGCUUUUAAAGGACAGGUAUUUGUGCUCUCGACGCAUCCGUAUGGCUGCAGAGUAAUUCAGCGUAUUCUGGAACACUGCACUGCCGAGCAGACGUUGCCUAUCUUGGAGGAAUUACAUCAGCACACAGAACAACUGGUGCAGGAUCAGUAUGGCAAUUAUGUUAUUCAACAUGUGCUGGAACACGGUCGUCCUGAAGAUAAGAGCAAAAUUGUUUCGGAAAUAAGAGGAAAAGUUUUAGCCCUCAGUCAACACAAAUUUGCCAGCAAUGUGGUAGAGAAAUGUGUCACUCAUGCGUCCCGUGCAGAAAGAGCUUUGCUUAUCGAUGAGGUUUGCUGUCAGAGCGAUGGCCCACACAGUGCCUUAUACACCAUGAUGAAGGACCAGUAUGCCAACUAUGUGGUGCAGAAGAUGAUUGACAUGGCUGAACCUGCCCAGAGAAAGAUAAUAAUGCACAAGAUUCGACCCCACAUUUCCACUUUGCGCAAGUACACUUAUGGGAAGCAUAUAUUGGCCAAGUUGGAAAAAUACUACCUGAAAAACAGCGCUGACCUGGGGCCCAUCGGAGGCCCCCCAAAUGGAAUGCUGUAACAGAGGAGGAGAGCGGGAACCACCGUGGCGAAUUCGUGAAAGGAGAUACGUAUUGUGAAUUAUCAAAACACAGCUCGACCCUGAAUAUUCUGAUUUUUUUUUUUUAAAGAAACAUAUUUAUUGACUUUAUUCAUCCAUUUGUAAAUUUUUUAAGGUUCUUGUGUAUAUUUUUGGGGUGUGAAUUACAGAAUCUCCUCAACCCAGGCGGGAGACCUAUCAGAUCGGAUUGCUGGCAAAGCACAGAAUGCCUGUAUAUGAUGUAAUUGUAUCAAAAAAAGCUGUCACAUAUUUUGUAAAUUUUUACCUUGUAAAGUCACUAAAGUAGUUUUUAAAGGGAAAAAGUACAGUAUUCUUUUAAUAAACUGGCUUGCCAUCUGAUAGGUCUACAACCCAAUAGCACAACAGGUUUAUAGAGAUGUAUAUAGAAUUAUAGCCCAUAUUUUUUCCCUUUUGUGUGAAAUCUUUUAUACCAGAUUAACAAUUAACUGCAUAAAUGUUAUUAAUAUUUAAAAAAAAGGUUCAGUUGUGCUUUGAUAAUUCACAACGUAUCUCCCAGAUAAGGCACGGCAAAAUGAGUUGGGGAAAGAGGAGACGAUCCGGUCUGUAAGAAGAAAAAACACCUUCCGUCACGUGCUGUGGAUGUGGUUUUUAUACUGCCCCAAAUGUAUCUGGCCAUGUAUAGAGCUGUUGUAUAUACGUAUAUAUUUAAUUGUUCUAAGAAGUAGAGGAAUAAAGUUAUGGUGAGAUGCUUUGAUCCAACUGAGUGCACUGACCGGAAAGCACCUUAUUAACUUUCCAGUCAGGUUCGCAAUGCGAGAAGAGUGAAGAGUUGUAUUUUGUUUUGCUUAGAGAGUUAUAAAAGCAGGUUGCAGUUGAGUUGAGCGUUUGUUUUGCUUUCUCUCAGUAGAUGCAGAGAGUAGGAACCAGAUCGAGAGGCGAAAGGGGGCCACUGAAAAAUAAACUUGAUAGCUCAACAUUUAAGCAUGAUUACAUAUUCAGAGAGCUUUUUUUGCUUCCUAUAAAUAUAUGCAUCGUAUGUGUGUAGGUAAUAGGUGUAAGUUUACAAUUGGAAAGCAAAUCUUGUUUCAGUGUCGAUUACAAGCCUUGCUAACUUAGUAGUGACGCUUAUCUUGGUUGUACAGAUGUACAUUUGUAAACCUUCAUGCUGUAAAUGAAAUUUGUUUUACCCUUUUAGGGGGGAAAAAAUUGCAUUUUAGUGUACAUUCAUAUCAUCGUUUUUUGCCCCGGCAUAUCGUGUUGUAUAAUGUAAAUUGAUCCAAAUCAAGAGUGGUUUUUUUAAUUUUAUCUUUAUAAGGUUUCAGAACUAUGAACCAGCGUUCCUUUUAUCCUAUAUAAGAGAAGCAUUCUUUGGUUUUAUAACCUAGAUGUUGAUUCUGUUAAUAUGGACAUUCUAGAAAUUGGAUAAAGCUUAAAAUCAGUCAGGGUGUUGUGCAUAGUAAGAAAAGUAUUGGACUGAGAUCUGAUUAUCAUGGAAACCAAUGCUUUUUCCAUCUUAUUAAAAUGUGGCAGGUUUUUUUUUUCUUUGUACAGAAGAGUACUGUAUUUUUGAAUAGCCUGCUCCCAAGUAAGAUCAAGUAUGUAUAAUAUCAGUCGUUUUCUCUGGACAUAUGACAGUGUAACAGUAACAUAAACCUGAUGUACAUUUACAAGCGGCCUUAUGUACAUUUCCCAAUGAUCUUUUUAAGGCAAAAUUGUGACCAUAUGUGUAUAAUUAAAAUCCUUUUUAAUCCUUUGCCUAUGGAAAUAUUUUGGAAAAAAAAUUGCUUUGUAUAUUCAGUUUCUGAAUGAUAAAGUCCUUUGUAUUUUGUUGAAGUCAGUAUUUUGUAUAAAACAUUUAUUUUGGUGACUCAUUUAGGUUUUGUGUUAAAGACUAAAAUGGCGUGCUACCCUGUUCAUUCGAUCAUGUAAAAGAUGGUUUUAUUAGUGCUCUUCAGAAGAAAAGGGACCAUCUGGGAUGCAAUUUUAUGUAAGGGUUUUAUCAUUUAAUUCAUAUCAUGAGCUAAGCACAGCAUAAAGUUGAGGUACUGGGUUUUUUUUUUUGUCUUUAAAAUUUUAGCCUUGUUAAUCGAAAAAUAUUCCUUGGUGAAGAGAUUAAUGUUACCAACUUUAACCUGCAUAUCAGACUCUUCUCAUAUCUACACUGGCAAACACAUACAGAUUUCCCCGGUGACUCUUCGCUACAUAAAGCUCAUCGUGGCAUGAGUCUUUAAAGAAAUCUUUUCUGCACCGGGAGGCUCUCUGAGAGUGAGACCUUUUGUCUUAAGGGCCAGCCCGAAAGGUUCAGGAUUACGCUCCCUUGAAUUGGGACCGGCAGUGAUCUCGUCCAUUCCCACCAGCUCUUGAUUUCAGUUUUAAAAACCUCCCCCGGAAACCCUAUCGACAAACAACCCCAGCACCGACAGUAGAGUCCGGAGGGCCGACGUGGCUCUGACGCUGCAGUGGGAACCUGGGGGAGUGGACACGUUUACUAGAGAUAGGCAUUCUCUUCAGCCCAAAUACCUACAAGCUCUCUCUCCCCGACAGUCCUCGUUUCCUACCGAUCUCUUCCGGAAGAAUCGUAAACGUAAAUCUCAAUGCCGCAAGACUCAUUCGUUGGCUUAUCCCUCCUCUCUCUCCCCCUGCCCCUCAGUCCCUCUCAUUCCUUUUGGAAAUAUUUUAGCAUAGUGUCUUUUAGUAAAAUAUGAACAUCAAGCUUUUCCAAAAUGAAGGAAAUACUGUAUAUUGUUUGGGCAGAACCACUAGGCUUUUGCAUUUGAGUGUGAUAUGCAUUUUGAUAUGGAUUGUUUAUGGACCAGUUUGUCUAGUUUGAUCAGUCCUAGCUCCUAUUGGUUCAUAUGGAAUAAUGUUGUUAUAUUCACUUAUUUGUAUAUUCUGUAUAAACAAGAAAAUGAAAAUGUGUGAAUAACAUUGUAUGAAAUAAA